Molecule: messenger RNA, 771 nt
Organism: Stereum hirsutum FP-91666 SS1
Lineage: Eukaryota; Fungi; Basidiomycota; Agaricomycetes; Russulales; Stereaceae
Product: dienelactone hydrolase
Exons: 6
Coding region: 1-771 (256 amino acids)
Molecular function (GO): hydrolase activity
Source: RefSeq, a predicted model, not a curated record
AUGUCGACCACGGUUCAUAACGAUAACAAGGCCUGCUGCACGGUUCCUGCUGUACCCUCUUCGUAUCAGCCCAAGGGAAGUAUCCAGAAAUGGGGAGGGUUUGAGCAGGUCUACAUCACUGGCCCAGAGAAGAGCGACAACGCCAUUCUCUGUGUGUUUGAUAUAUUCGGUUUCAAGCCACAAACCCAGCUCGGCGCCGACAUCCUCGCCUCCUGCCUCAACACCCGCGUCUUCAUGCCCAACUUCUUCUAUCCCGCAGAGCCCAUCUCCCUCGACAACUUUCCGCCUCAGACCGAUGAACAAAAGCAGGCACUCCAGGACUUCUUCGGCGGGACCGCUAACCCGCCGAAGACGGUGGGGAAAGUGGACCAGGCCGGCGAGGCGCUGAAGAAGGAUGGCUACAAGAAGUUGGUAGUGUACGGCUUGUGCUGGGGUGGUAAAGUCUCCGUUCUCGAAGGAUCCAAGUCCGACACAGUCUUCAGCGGCGUAGCGACAAUGCAUCCCGCUAUGCUUUCCUCCGAGGAUGCUAAAUCCCUCACUGUUCCUCUUGCGCUCUACGUCUCUCCUGACGAACCCGCUGACGAGUUCACCAAGAUCCAAGAGAUCAUAUCCAAGAAGCCGUUCGCGGACAAGAACGAUAGCAAGCUGUACGAGACGAUGUUCCACGGAUGGGCCGCUGCGAGGUCGAACCUGGACGACGAAGAGAAUAAGAAACAGUUCGAGGACGUGUACAACAGACUUUGCAACUUCUUCAAGGGAGUCCUUGCUUGA